This is a messenger RNA of Meloidogyne enterolobii, 225 nucleotides long. The record is from the annotation of a GenBank genome assembly. NCBI's taxonomy places the organism in Eukaryota, Metazoa, Nematoda, Chromadorea, Rhabditida, Meloidogynidae.
AUGGCUUCUUCUUUAGCUCUUCGGUGCUAUUUAUGUAGUUCUUAUGUCCCUGAUAUUGGAUUUAUAAGGAUUAUUUGUUUCGAUACAUUGAAUAUGGCUUCUUCUCUAGCUCUUUGUCGGUAUUUCUGUUGCUCUUAUGCACCUGAAUUUAGAUUUAUAAGGAUUAUUUAUCUUCUACACAUUUAUUAUGCCUUCUUCUCUAGCUAUUCUGCGUUAUUUCUGUAG